AUGGCAGAUCUGGCUCUAUUAGAGGACCUCUAUGCGCCCCUAAGACGGGAGAGGGUCUUUCGCGACCGCAGAUAUGUAUUUAUGGAAAGCGAUGAGUGGCUACUGAGUCGCUUUCAACUGCCCAGGCAUCUCCUUAUGGAGUUGUGCCAAACUCUGGAGCCACAUUUGAGGCGGGACACCUGGGCGCUCCAAUGCCGUACCUGUGCCAGUGCAGGUGACAAAGGAUACCCUCUCAGUGAUUACCUGGUUACCCCACUGGCAAAUCCUGCAACAGAGCAGGCGCGCAGAUUUAACGGUGUGCACAUACGCACACGGGCCACAGUGGAGCGCUGCAUCGGGUUACUGAAGGGGAGAUGGCUCUGCCUUGGAUCAGCAGGAGGAACUCUGCUGUACACAGCGAGAAAAGUGUGUGACAUGGUUUUGGCCUGUGGGGUUCUGCACAAUAUUGCGCAGACUAACCAGGUGCCAUUUGAUGAGCUGCAUCCAGAUGAGCCCAUGCAAAGAGAGCCGUGGCCAGCAGAGCCACACAUGGGAGCUGACCUCUUCGAUAGGCUGGACCAGUGGAUGCUCAACCUGAGAAGACAGAACUGGACUCCCAACAAGGCCUCUCGUCUGUGCAGUGAACACUUUGAAAGCUGUCACAUCGGCACUGAUUCCAGGGGGAGGAAAUGUCUAAAGAACACCGCUGUGCCUACCAUUUUCCACUUCCCAGAGGAAAAAGUGCCAGGAGGAAAAUGCUUGGUGGUAAGUGCAAAUGAGGUAAGUGACAAUGGCAUGGUUGUUUUGAGUAGUGGUGAGGAGGUUUCAGAUGUAGGUGAUGGUAGCAGUGCUGUAAAUCUCAUUGCUGAUCACAGCAAUGUCAUGAUGGAAGACAUACCCCAACAAGCCUUUGUUGCUCAAGAUGUCAUUUAUGAUGACAUUACGCUGACAGCGAAUGCAGGGGAAGAUGUUGGUCUAGGUAGCAGCAAUCAACCCAUACAUCAGAGUAAAAAUUGGACAGCAUUAGAUCACUGUCACAUUAGGCCAAAACAGCUAAGUUUUGAUCUAAUGGCCGUAUCUCAGGGUGAUCACUCUUACGGUGUUUUUCAUUCUCCAAGAACACUGAAGAGGAUGGCUUCUGCUACAGAGGUAAAGCUCUGUGCAGCUUGAAAAAAGCUGAGGUUGAAAGUCCAGCACACAAGAAGAUUGAAGGCAAAAGUUUCUUCAAUGAAAGGUUUAGUCAAAGUGCUUCAGAAGAAACUUCUAAUUUCAUCGGAAUGUGCCUCUCUUCUUUCUGAUCUUGAAGAUGUUCCAAGAGAGAUCUUUCAAAGACUAAAAAAGAAGAAGUCUGUGUUUUCAGAGAAUCUGAAACAAUUCGCCACAAUACUGCACUUCUACUCUCCGAAAGCCUAUGACUAUGUCAGAGAGAAAUUUCUUUUGGCUUUGCCUCAUCCACAAACCAUGAGAAAGUGGUAUAGUAGCAUCUCGGCAGAU
This is a messenger RNA of Labrus mixtus (cuckoo wrasse), 1473 nucleotides long. RefSeq lists its product as uncharacterized. The record is from RefSeq and is a predicted model, not a curated record. The coding region runs from base 1 to 1149 and encodes 382 amino acids. The transcript has 5 exons. NCBI's taxonomy places the organism in Eukaryota, Metazoa, Chordata, Actinopteri, Labriformes, Labridae.